UGGACACUUAUGAUGAGUUGACACUUGCAGGGUGAGGAAGGAAUUAAUGAAUUUUUAAAUGUACCGCCCUUGUCCGGAAAUCUGUCACUCAUUCAACCCACGGUUGUGUUUUAUCAUCAGUCUACACAAAACAUGUUUUUAGAGCUUUUUGCAAAUUGUUAAACUGAAAUAUGACAUUUACAUAACUAUUCAAACCCUUUACCCAGUACUUUGUUGAAGCACCUUUAGCAGCGAUUACAGCCUCCAGUCUUCUUGGGUAUGACACUAGAAGCUUGGUACACCUGUAUUUUGGGGAGUUUCUCCCAUUCCUCUCAAGCUCUGUCAGGUUGGAUGGGGAGUGUUGCUGCACAGCUAUUUAAGUCUCUCCAGAGAUGUUAUAUUGGGUUCAAGUACAGGCUCUGGCUGGGCCACUCAAGAACAUUCAGAGACUUGUCCUGAAGCCACUCCUGCAUUGUCUUGGCUGUGUGCUUAGGGUUGUUGUCCUGUUGGAAGUGGAACCCAGUUUGAGGUCCUGAGCACUCUGGGGCAGGUUUUCAUCAAGGAUUUCUCUGUACUUUGCUCUGUUCAUCUUUGCCUCGAUCAUGACUAGUCUCCCAGUCCAUGCCUCUGAAAAACAUCCCUACAGCAUGAUGCUGCCACCACCAUGCUUCACAGUAGGGAUGGUUCCAGGUUUCCUCCAGAUGUGACACUUGACAUUCAGUUCAAAGAGUUCAAUUUUGGUUUCAUCAGACCGAGAAUUUUGUUUCUCAUGGUCUGAGAGUCCUUUAGUUGCCUUUUGGAAAACUCCAAGCGGGCUGUUGUGCCUUUUCAUGCGGAGUGGCUUCCGUCUGGCCACUCUACCAUAAAGGCCUGAUUGGUGGAGUGCUGCAGAGAUGGAUGUCCUUCUGGAAGGUUCUCCCAUCUCCACAGAGGAACUCUAGAGCUGUCAGAGUGACCAUCGGGUUCGUGGUCACCUCUCUGACCAAGGCCCUUCUCCCCUGAUUGCUCAGUUUGGCAGGGUGUUCAGCUCUAGGAAGGGUCUUGGUGGUUCCAAACUUCUUCCAUUUAAGAAGGAUGGAGGCCACUGUGUUCUUGGGGACCUUCAAUGCUGCAGACAUUUUUUGGUACCCUUCAAUUGAUCUGUGCCUCAAAACAAUCCUGUCUCGGAGCUCUAAGGACAAUUCCUUCGACCUCAUUGCUUGGUUUUUGCUCUGACAUGCACUGUCAACUGUGGGACCUUUAUAUAGACAGGCGUGUGCCUUUCCAAAUCAUGUUCAAUCAAUUGAAUUUACCACAGGUGGAAUCCAAUCAAGUUGUAGAAACAUCUCAAGGAUGAUCGAUGGAAACAGGAUACACCUGAGCUCAUGUUCAAGUCUCAUAGCGUAGUGUUUGUGCCAUCGUGCAUUAGUAGCACAAUUUAACUUAUUUACAUUUUUCUUACACUUUUAUGUUGACUCCAUAAUGAUUAAAAGUUUUGGCAGACUUUUCUUAGCGGAUGUAUAAUCAUCGGCAAUUGAAUUAUGGGCCGUUUUAGGCCCCGGAGUGAACAGAAUUGUACACUCGCACACUUGAUCACAAACGAGGGCUGAGGGGCUUACGUUGCUAACUUCCCUUGCUUGGCUAAUUGUUUGGACCUACGGCAAAGAUGGCCACGGGGAUUCCCCCAAGGGCAUAAGGCGAGGGUAAGUGUGUGUCUUUUACGUGUUUGAAACGCAGCCGCUGCUGCAUUUUCGGCAUGUCAGACAAAAUUAUGACGCUAGCUUGCUAUUUUCUUUUAUAGAUAGAUGACAUUGAUUUUAGCUUUGGAAAAUUGGCUUAGUCUUGUAGUGAGGGGCCUAUAAAACAUAGCUAGAUCCAUAAACAUUUUGGGGGGAAUUCUGAAAUGUAUUGGAAUAAAUGACCAAACUAUAAAACUAGCUUGGUAGCUACCUGACAGGAGUGCUAGCUAGUUAUGUUAGCUUUCUAGGUACAUUUAAUAGGUUUAAGCUCAACUUCAAGAUUUUCACCAAGGACGUUGCCUCUCCGAUUAUCACUCUCCCUCACUUGGGCAAGGGACAUUUUAAGGUAUACUCGGAUGUGACGAUGUAAAACGUCAUUCAAGGGCUGAGGGUUCAGGGCCUAGGGCUGUCCACUUUGAGUUUGGACUGCAGCCAUUAUUUUGUUUGGCCACCAUCAGAGGACUCUUCCAAUGCGUUCUUGAUGAAAAAACGUACCCAUACAUUCUAAGUUAUCAUCUGUGUUUUGCCCUCUGGGCUGGGAUGUUUUUUGCUGUUAAAAUAAAUGGUUGAAUGUCCAUUGGAGUCUUGUACACCCCACUCUCUUACCCGGAGCCAGAGUACUGGAGUACUGUGUAAUUGUCUUUUCAUAUUAAACCUUAUAGACUAGUUUAAAACCUUAUCUAGUCAUAAAGCCUUUCUGUGAUAGCCUUAUCGGAGAAGUGACCUAAAUGAUAAAUGUGUGUUUUUGCAUGCAUGUGUGUGUUGCAGAGAUGGGUUCUUGAACUCUGUCCAGAAGAGGUUGCAGUGCAGAAGACUGCGAGAGAAACUGGUGACCAUGACUACUAUGAAAAAGUAAGUGGAGUUUUGAUUAUUUGAUUAUACCUUUUUUUUUAUUCCCCAUUAGCUAACAUCAUGGUGUUUGCUAAAUCUUCCUGGGGUCUGAGUGAGAGAUUCUAUGUAAGAUGUUCUUUACUGGAAAGUCGGAAAGUCUGAUCAGAUCAACAAGUUAAUCCAUCCUGAUCCAACAAGUUCACCAUCUAUAUGUCAAUUUACAUUGUGUGUGUGUAACAAGACCUCACGGUUUGACACGGUUUGAAUUCAGUUUUCUACGUUUGUCUAAACGUCAUAAUUUGACGGUUAAGUUUAGGAAUUAAUUCCGAUUGGUUAAGUAACCGUUUUACUAGGAUGGGCUAAAUCAGUGUCACAUAGUGUUUCUUGGUAGUCUUAAACAAAUCUACUUUGAAACAAAGUAUACACCUCACACAUGGUAUAGAGUUGAAAUGUAUUCAAUUUUGAGUUUACAUCCCAAUAUUACACUUUAUAUACAUCACAGAAGACUGAAAUAUAGCAAAACCGUGUCACAUAGAAACACUUGAUUUGCGGCUUUAAAUGAAUAAAUGUAAUUUAACUAUGAAAUUAUGAAAACGUUGAGGGCGAUUUGGUCAUUUGACUGCAGGAAAUGGUUUUAAGGGUUAAGGUUUGGGAGAGGGUUAAAACAGAAACAACUUGAAGGUUAAGUUUAGGUAUUAAUUCUGAAUAGUUAAGGUAAGGGUUAAGGUUUGGGAUAGGGUAAAAAAAAUACAAAUUAAUGCCUACCACUGGGAUUAAACCCACGAUUCUCAGAGCCAAUGACGCAAGACUACUUGAUAGUAAGUGCUCACCGCUGCCUCUAGUGGCCGGUAUUGACGGCAUCUCCCGACGUGGUAGGGACCUGGACGAACGUUGAAUAUUGCAUUGGAAUUGGAGUGAGCUGGCAUGUUUGUUUGUGUGUGUGUGUGUGUCAGAGUGGACAUUGCCCUGUUCUCUCAGGAGGUGAGAGGGCUAAUGAACUGUCCCUGGAGACUCAACCUCACACACAGAGAACUACACAGGACAGAGUUGUGGUCAUGUUGUAACGCUUCUGAUAGCCUGAUGGUGACCAGACAGAACACCAAUCAGAACCAGAGUCUGACUUACGAUGCAGAGAAGUGGAGGAAGAGAAAGGUGGACCAAGCACUAUGGGACAUGCUGCCUCAGACCGUACCCUGGAGUAAAGGUUCGUUGAGUCGUUGUGCCGUGGUGGGAAGUGGAGGAAUCCUGCAGAACAGCAGCUGUGGAGCGGAAAUAGACAAUGCUGACUAUGUCAUCAGAUUUAACCUGGCUCCUAUCAACAAGAGUUAUGACGUGGGAGUGAAGACGGACCUCAUAACAGCCAACCCUUCCCAGAUCAAUAAAAGAUACUCUGACCUCCAGCGGAACCCUGGACCCCUGGUGGAAGUCAUGUCAGUCUAUGGCCACGCCCAUCUGCUUCUCCACGCCUUCUCUUUUGGUUUUGGGACCUCUCCCUGCUUCAAGGUGUACCACGCCCUCCGUAAGGCCCGCACCCAACAGAAAGUGGUGUUCUUUCACCCAGACUACCUGCUUAAACUGGACAAGUUCUGGCGUCGCCGCGGGCAACGAGCCCCACGGCUCUCUACUGGUAUGAUGCUGGCCAGCACUGCUCUGGAGAUCUGUGAACAGGUUCAUCUGUAUGGCUUCUGGCCCUUCCCUCUGGAUCUAUCCAAAAAUACUUUGCCACAUCAUUACUAUGACAACGUUGGUCCAAGUCACUUCAUGCACGCCAUGCCUGAAGAGUUCCUGCUGUUACUACAACUCCACAGCCAGGGGGCGCUACAGCUACAUGUUGGACCCUGUACACCCUAACAAGCAGAUGGUCAGGGGGCCAGAACAUAAUUCAUAAUUAUAAUAAUUUGCACAGAGCAAAUUGACCACAACUAAGCCCAAAAAUAGGUUGUGGUGAGGUCAUGGCAAAUUUUGUAGAAUUGCAUGAAAUGUGUUUUAAAAUUCAAAUUUUUUAUCUCCGCCCCAUGACAAAAUGUGUAGAACUACAAAAAACUUGCUUUAAAACUGCAAUAUUUUCUCUCCGCCCCAUUGCAAAAUGUGUAGAACUGCAGAAAACAUGCAACCAAAUCUUGCUUAGGGCUGGUCCUGCCUGUACACCCUAAUCCCUGUUAAUACAACUCCACAGCCAGGGGGCGCUACAGCUACAUGUUGGACUCUGUCUUUAACAUACAUCCUAAAGAGUUAUUUAUACAUUGUUAUUAGUAUGCUGUGGUUUUAAAUUUUAUGGAAAACAUUCAAAUGCUAUACUUCUUUUUGGAUUUCCUUCCUGUAUGGUUUUAAUUAAUUUAUCAAAUUAUUUAUACAUUCCCUCGUGUGUGUCACUACAGACCCUGGUUCGAUUUCAGGCUAUAUUGUGAUUGGGAGUCCCAUAGGCCUGCGCACAAUUUUCCCAGCAUCGUUAGGGUUUGGCCGGGG
Molecule: messenger RNA, 4994 nt
Organism: Salvelinus fontinalis (brook trout)
Lineage: Eukaryota; Metazoa; Chordata; Actinopteri; Salmoniformes; Salmonidae
Product: alpha-2,8-sialyltransferase 8F-like
Exons: 7
Coding region: 3453-4379 (308 amino acids)
Biological process (GO): oligosaccharide metabolic process; N-glycan processing
Molecular function (GO): alpha-N-acetylneuraminate alpha-2,8-sialyltransferase activity
Source: RefSeq, a predicted model, not a curated record